Molecule: messenger RNA, 1306 nt
Organism: Closterium sp. NIES-65
Lineage: Eukaryota; Viridiplantae; Streptophyta; Zygnematophyceae; Desmidiales; Closteriaceae
Source: the annotation of a GenBank genome assembly
AUGCCAGAAGCGGAGCUGCAUGAUGAAUUUGCUGAUCCGCUCUUAGUAAAUGAUUCUCAACCACCUUCAGUACAAGCCUCAGAGUCUGAGAAGCCGUACGUAUCGCUAGAAGCAACUUCCACCAUAGCCGUGGGAGUGACUCUGCAUGAGGAGGAACGAGCGAAGGAAGCCACAGAGAAGAACGCAGAGAAGGACAAUGUAUCCCGGUCGAUCACGGAAUUGGUGCCGCUGUUGAUGGAGAGGGCUGCUGAAGCCUUCACGAAGGUGGUUACGUCUCGAGCAGGCGGUUUGGUCGUCCUCAACGUUGUCACCAUGCUCUACGCCACCAACACCACCAUCGUCAAGGGAGCAGAGGAAGCCGCGGGAGGGCCGCUGCAGUUCUGUCUGGGUCGCUUCGCCAUCGCAGCACUCGCGCUCUCUCCGCUGCUCCCCGCCGCCCUCUCCAACCCCGCCGUGCGUCGCUGCGGCAUCGAGAUGGGCCUGUGGACGUCUCUGGCGUACCUCUCCCAGGCCUUCGCUCUCAUCACCACUGGCGCUGGCCGCGUUUCCUUCAUCAGCACCUUCACGAUGAUAGAGGUGCCGCUGGUGGCGGGUCUGCUGGGGGCGCGCAUUCCUCCCCUCGUGUGGGCUGCCACUGCCUCCGCCGUUGCUGGCGUUCUCCUCCUCGAAGCCAACUCUGAAGCCUCCACGCUCAUGGGUGACGGCCUGGCUUUGGUGAGCGCGGUGGCGUUUGGGCUGCUCAUGGUGCGAUCGGAGCACUUUGCAAAGACUGUGCCCGCCACAGCCAGUCUUGACCUCAUCGCCCUUCAGAUAUCCACUGUGGCGUGCUGUGCUGCUAUUGGCACAGCAUUCAUCAGCCUCAUAGACCUUCCAUUGGCCACCACCGCCCUUGCAGCCGACAUAGGGGCAUCAGCUAUAACAGCUGCAUCAGCCACAGCAGCCGCAGCAGCCAUGCCAGUAACUGCAGCAGACCUCGCGUCUCCUCUUCCUGCUCUUCUUACCUCACACACCCUGCCCAGUUUAGUCGCCCAGGCCAAGGAGCUCAUCAGUGCCACGUCACCCACUGAUGUUGUGGAAAGAUUAGCCUCGGUGGUGAGCUCGUGGCCGUGGGUACAGAUGGGGUACACAGGGGUGGUUUCCACCGCCCUCUGCCUCUGGCUUGAGAUCGUGGCACUCCGGCAUGUUGCGGCCUCUGAAGUGGCCAUGGUCUACACUCUCGAGCCGCUAUACUCAGCUCUAUUAGCCUCCUUGGUCCUACAGGAGGAGUGGACAACAGUAGGGUAUCUGGGAGCAGCACUGAUUUUCG